Molecule: messenger RNA, 1628 nt
Organism: Amphibalanus amphitrite
Lineage: Eukaryota; Metazoa; Arthropoda; Thecostraca; Balanomorpha; Balanidae
Product: V-type proton ATPase subunit D-like
Exons: 6
Coding region: 217-984 (255 amino acids)
Cellular component (GO): proton-transporting V-type ATPase complex
Molecular function (GO): proton-transporting ATPase activity, rotational mechanism
Source: RefSeq, a predicted model, not a curated record
GUCUGGCGCUCAAAAUUAUUCAACACACAAGUCUCUAUUGCCCCUGUCUCGAAGGAAUUUGGUUGUCUGGGUGCCUGUGGUUAUUUACUGUUUUAUUACUGCAGAUCAGGCCAAACCUGAGAUAACUCUGAGAAUUCCAGAAAUAGGGACGCCAGCGUCUUCUCUUCAGGUUUCUAAUUAGCAUUCAUCAAGUUCAAGAGCAAAUUACUAGCAAACAUGUCUGGAAAGGAUCGUCUUGCCAUUUUCCCAUCCAGAGGAGCUCAAACAAUGAUGAAGCUUCGUCUGAAGGGCGCUCAGAAGGGACACAGUUUGCUGAAGAAGAAGGCUGAUGCUCUCCAGCUGCGGUUCCGUACCAUCCUAGGAAAGAUUGUGGAGACGAAGACGCUGAUGGGCGAGGUGAUGAAGGUGGCAGCCUUCUCACUGGCCGAGGUCAAGUUCGCCAUCGGAGGCGAGACGUCGCUGCCGCAGGUGGUGCUGCAGAACGUGAACAAGGCGCAGAUCAAGGUCCGCACCAAGAAGGACAAUGUCGCAGGUGUGACUCUGCCCGUGUUCGAGAGCUACCAGGAGGCCACCGACCAGUACGAGCUGGCCGGUCUGGCGCGAGGCGGACACGCCGUGGCCAACAUGAAGAAAAACUACCAGAAGGCCAUUGAGCUGCUGGUGGACCUGGCGUCGCUGCAGACCUCGUUCGUCACACUGGACGAGGUCAUCAAGAUCACCAACCGGCGUGUCAACGCUAUCGAGCACGUGAUCAUUCCUCGCAUUGAGCGUACGUUGGCCUACAUCAUCUCGGAGUUGGACGAACUGGAGCGAGAGGAGUUCUACCGGCUGAAGAAAAUCCAGGACAAGAAGCGUAUCGCCCGUAAGAAGAAGGAGGCGCUGGAAGAGCUGGCAGCGGCGGAGCGCGCCGCCGCCGGCGUCACCGACGAACCCGACACCAAGAACAUGCUGGACGAGGUGGUGGACGAGGACGUCAUCUUCUAGAGCGUGCUCUCCGACACUGGCUGGUCCGUGCGGUUCGUUGGGUUCCCUCUUCUUCCUCUUUUGGGUACACUUUCUAGAGGCCAUCUUUGAUGCAAGGCUCAACGGGAAGUUCCAACUUUCAACACACUCGUAUUGUGUUUUUAGCUGCGUAAAUUAAUUUGGAAGUUAUAUGAAUUGAACAUAUUGCAAAUGAAAUUGCAAUAUUCAGUCAUUGUUCAUAGCGUUUCACGAAAACAACGACGAUAGCCAGUGUCCCCUAAUCGCUGUUUUGUUCUGAUGCGAGAGUGUUGUAUAUAGCGUGUAUUGUGAUUCGUGGAGAUGAUAUAUUGUCCCGGAAUGAGUGUAGGUGUGAUGUGUCUGGAUGAACUCCUCCCCUGCUGCAUAGCGGAUAUGCGGGGAGCUGAUGAGACAUUCCUGUAGGUAUGCUACUGGUGAAACUCAGUUGGAUAGAUUUGGAGAGAUCUAUCAAAGUCUGUGGUUUGUGUUGGUCAGUGUUUUGUCCCAGGCAAUUGGGAGAUAGAAACCGCCAACAAAUCAUGAUAUAAUUAAUGAUUUCGUCGUAUUUGUGUCUCGCUGGCUGCUUAUAGAUAAGAUGCGGCUAAAUGUGAAUUUAAUUGCCCAAAAUACACACAUUAUUUAGCGUG